This is a messenger RNA of Magnolia sinica, 450 nucleotides long. RefSeq names its product cytochrome P450 71AP13-like. The coding region runs from base 1 to 450 and encodes 149 amino acids. Gene Ontology annotation, molecular function: iron ion binding; heme binding; oxidoreductase activity, acting on paired donors, with incorporation or reduction of molecular oxygen. The transcript has a single exon. The record is from RefSeq and is a predicted model, not a curated record. Lineage: Eukaryota; Viridiplantae; Streptophyta; Magnoliopsida; Magnoliales; Magnoliaceae.
AUGACAGAACUCAUUGUGAAUCUAAGGGUGAUGAAGAAAGCACAAGAUGAAGUAAGAAGUGUCAUAGGAGAUAGAAGAACAAUGUUAGAGGAUGAUCUCCAACGACUUUCCUACUUAAAGGCUUUAAUCAAAGAGAUCUUUUGGUUGCAUCUGCCAGCUCCAGUACUAGUCCUAAGAGAAUCCAUGGAAGAAGUGACAAUAACUGGGUAUCAAAUUCCUACCAAAACACGUUUCUUCAUCAAUGCCUGGGCAAUAGGGAGGGACCCAAUGUCCUGGGAGAAUCCGGAGAUCUUUAACCCAGAUAGAUUCAUUGGCAACCCUAUUGAUCUUAAGGGGCAAGAUUUUGAGCUCAUACCAUUCGGAGUAGGGAGAAGAGGGUACCCUACUAUCACAUUCGGAGCAGCCAGCAUUGAGCUUUCUCUGGCACAACUUCUACACUACUUUGACUAG